Messenger RNA from Leptonychotes weddellii (Weddell seal), 441 nucleotides. The record is from RefSeq and is a predicted model, not a curated record. Lineage: Eukaryota; Metazoa; Chordata; Mammalia; Carnivora; Phocidae.
AUGAGCAAAAGCGCCGGUCCGCGGACGGGGCGGGACGGGACGGGGCGGGGCGGGGCGGGGAGCGCGGGGGGCCUCGAGGGCGCGCGCAGCAAGCCAUACACUCGGCGGCCCAAGCCCCCGUAUUCAUACAUCGCGCUCAUAGCCAUGGCUAUCCGUGACUCAGCAGGCGGGCGCCUGACGCUGGCCGAGAUCAACGAGUACCUCAUGGGCAAGUUCCCCUUCUUCCGCGGCAGCUACACGGGCUGGCGCAACUCAGUGCGCCACAACCUCUCGCUCAACGACUGCUUCGUCAAGGUGCUGCGCGACCCCUCGCGGCCCUGGGGUAAGGACAACUACUGGAUGCUCAACCCGAACAGCGAGUAUACCUUCGCCGACGGGGUCUUCCGCCGCCGCCGCAAGCGCCUCAGCCACCGGGCGGCGGCCCCCGCACCAGGGCUUCGG